Messenger RNA from Parnassius mnemosyne (clouded apollo), 2851 nucleotides. The record is from the annotation of a GenBank genome assembly. NCBI's taxonomy places the organism in Eukaryota, Metazoa, Arthropoda, Insecta, Lepidoptera, Papilionidae.
GAUGUCACGGCUCAUAGAUAAAGAAGUGAUAGAGAACAAAAGGCUUUCAGUACGUCUGCUGACAGCUGACGAGCCAUCAUACUUUGAUAGUUUUGAGGACAAUGUAGCAAUUGAAUGCAGUGAAAAACUGAGACUCCAGCUAUUUUCCUAUCCUAAUGAGACUUUGAACAGGAUGAUGAAAGUACAGUCCCCUUACAACAUGGACGACGGGUCUUGGACUCCAUUACUUGUCUUUAUUACUGACUACGCGCUUUACGUAGCUGAUGUAAAACCAGGCGGCACCGAGUACGAACUGCUGUGUCGACUGCCUCAUAACGAAUUGGACGCUAUUGCUGUGGGUCCGGAAGCGCAAUAUAUCCAGGUUGUUGAUAUCGCCGGGAACAUAGCCUGUUCCGUAGUAACUGCUGAAGGUUCUUUAGGGGCCCGACUUGCCUCUUCAUUAGAAUGGAGUGCACGAACGUCGCCACUGCGAAUCCAGCGUCCACCGGCCAUGUUGCCUUUAAGUUGUUGGCACCUCGCCUCCGCCGUCACGAGAAAACGUCACGAGAAACGGGUGCCGGAAAUUUUAUACUACGGAAGGGCUUGUUCAGGUGACGCUGGCGAUAGAUAUUUCGAAGCCCCAGGGGCUUUUGCGCCCCCACUUGAAGGAUACCUAAUGUGUAGAACCGACAAGAGCAAACGAUUUGAACCCAGCUAUUUUUUACUCAGGGCUGGAGUACUUCACUGGGGGGCCCAUUCGCCGGACGGCACAAUCCCCCUCCCAAACCACAUCUCUCUCCGUUCAGUAGUGGGUGUGAGGCGGCACUUGGACGCGUCCCGAAGGCCGCACUGCUUCGAGAUUGCGCUCGGUGACUCCAGUAGACUGCUGCUGGCGGCUCCCGAUGAUCCUACGGCAUCCUCCUGGCUGCAGUCACUUUUGCUGCAUGCUGCGCAGGCUUUAGAAGAAAAAGAUGGAGCGAAAAAAGUGGACCCUCGUGCAGGCGGGCCACCACCAGCGUGUACUGUGCUGGUGACACCUCACGAGGUCCUCAGUGUGCGUGACAGUUUGGACUUUGCCUUCGUGGCUGGAGCUGCCGCUUACCUCAAAGACAGAGGUUCCGAUGCAUUACUAAAAGAGUACAUCGAAGAAAUGAGGACAGACAUUGAAAUAUUGGUGUGCGGCUCCAUAAAGAAUUUGACAGCAUUCAAGAUCCCCGAUACUGAUGAAAAUUGGUGUUGUUUGGAGUGGAGCGUGUGCGAAGCGCGCGAACGUGGUGCGGGGCUGGCGCUAGUGCUGGCCAGCGGCGCUGAGCUCGAGCGCUUCAUCGCCGCGCUCGAGUGCGCCUACUGCUCGCUCACCAGUGAACCAUUCCCACUGAGCGUGGUGGAUGCAUCCAAGUCAGCGUGCAGUAUCGCCCAUGCCAAGUUUGAAGCCGCCUGGUCACAUAUGCUGCCCGCUCAACACUAAAACGUAAUCCAUUAUGUAUAUUGAUAAUAUUGUUAUUGUCAAAUUGUUAACAGAUAUUAAAUUAGCUAUAUUUCAAGAUGAUUUGGUUUGCAUUUGGUUGAUAAUAUAAUCACGAAUUAACGUAAUAUGAAAUUCGUUUUCAUAAAUAUAUUUUUGGUGAAUCAUUUUAAAAAGUACAGAAUUUACUUGUAUUUUUUUUAUAAAAUAUUACCCAAUAUUUUAAAAUCUCAAUGAUCUCUCACUCUAUAUUUAAAUUUAAAAUAUUUGUUUAAAGUUUGACAGUAACAAUAUAUAGCGAGAGCUUAAAACUUGUCCAUUUAUUUCCAUAGGAAGUGACUAUUGUAUUGAGUUGCUAAAAACUGAAAUUUCAGUGCCGCAUAAGCAUGUCAAUGUGAACGGGCACACAACAGAUACUUCGCCUUAUUGCUACUUUAUAUAUUGCCCUAUAAUACAAAACUGUAUUAUCCUACAAUGCAAUAGUAAUUUACGAAUUAAGUUAAAUAAGCUUUUGUUCCACGAGCAUUUAUGAUGAUGGCUUCGGGUUGGGCCAUAAGUUGCUAUAAUUUCGCGGUCGUUAAUUUUUUUCGCAAAUAAUGGCAACAUGGCGAUUCUAAAUAUAAUUUCAGUUUUAGCUACUUUUUUCUGGCAUCUAAACGGCAACUCAGAAAAUCAAUAUUGCUUGUUAUCGAUAAGUUUAUAAAAUUGUGGCAAUUAAAUUGUAAAACCAAUACGAAUGUCCGCGUCACAGUAUCGUUGGCAGCAAAUAGACGUCAGUUUAACUAUUUCACCAAUACUCAUUCAAUUCUUAUAAUUUCUCGCAUGUUUAGUAAUUGUUUAGUCUCUGUUAGACAGAGGCUGAAAGAUAAGCACAAUUUAGUAUAAUUUAAUUUGAUACGUCGCUUCGUUAGAACGGAAUCGCACAGGACUUCAAAGAGUCUUGCAAACAUGUGCGAUAACUAUUUACAUAUAAACAGAUUACCAGUACAAUGCAUAAUAUACCAUUUCGACUUUCGCCUCACGAUCAAAAAUUAUAGUUAUUGUUAUUUUAUUAUUUAAUAACUGGGGUAUACAUUAUUAUAUAAUAUUCUAUUAUGUCUAAAUGCUUAAUGCCAAAUAUUUACUUGAAAAAUAUACGCGCACGUUAAGAAAAGGGUUGGUGUUGCUGACAACUUCACUAUCAUUUUUUUUAUUUAAUUUGUUAAAAUAGGUUAGUAUACAAAUCUAUAUGAUGUAUAUUGAAAGAUUCGGUAGGAAUUCUAUUUCCAGCCAGUAUGCCUAUAAAAUAUUAAAUUACUACAAGAGGCAGUACAAAAUUGCAGCCAAAAAAAUUUGAGAAAAUAUUAUUUCUAUAAAAUACAAAUGUUUAAUUGUUGUUAUAUUUUUCAGUUUAUAAUAGAUAUAUAC